AUGGACAUAUAUGUCGAGCAUAGAGUAGUUGAUGAUGGUAAUGUCGAGGAAGAAGGUGGUGUUAAUGUUAAUAUCGAGGAUGAUUGUGUUGUUAAUUAUGAAGUUAACAUUAAUAUUGAGGAUGAUGUUAAUGGUUAUGAUGAUGGUGUUGUUAAUUUUAAGGAUGGUGUUAAUGAUGAUGGUGUUGGUGGUGUUAAUGAUGAAGGUGUUGUUAAUGUUGAAGAAGAUAAACAUGAGGAUAGUGAUGACAGUGAUGAUAGUGACUUUGAAGCUAAUGGUAUAAGAUUUUAUGAUAGUGAGGAUGAGAGAGCUCUUGAGUUGGAUGAUGAAUUUAAAUGA
Messenger RNA from Vicia faba (fava bean), 339 nucleotides. The record is from the annotation of a GenBank genome assembly. NCBI's taxonomy places the organism in Eukaryota, Viridiplantae, Streptophyta, Magnoliopsida, Fabales, Fabaceae.